GGGAAAAGCCCUGCUGGCAGCCUAGCCAACAAUCGAGCCACAGAUAUCAAGCCUGCACAUGUGCAAGGAGAACUGAGAGGCUGGUCACGACACGUCCGAAACAUUCACCAGGUUUGACCACUGCGGAUUGAGCCUAGUUACUUCAGACUAGACGCCCGUGGCAUUUUAAAAUUAAAGUUUGCCUUGUCUUCUAGUUCUUUGCCUCGGUAGAUCAAUACUAGUAUAGAUGUGCUGGCUGUCGUAACAGCGCAACAAACAUGUGCAAGUACGUAGAGAUCGUGGCAGUGCUCCUCUGCACUGCUGUGGGUGCCAGUCUGGGUACUGAAUAUCCAGUACCCACCUUCACAAUUGAUUUGGACGCUGCGCCCGAAGUGCGCUUCCACAAAGUCAACGAGUAUUACAAGCACAUGGCUCCGGCAUUCGUCGAGCAAAUCAGUACUGUUGUGCCAAAGGAAUUCCAGGGCAUCCUGGAGGCUGUGGCUGUGGACUACAUGCAUGCACGCGUGAAGCCGGUCUACGUCGCCGAAAUGACAGCGCUGGCCAAGACGUGGAAUAUCUCUGUUGGCUAUGUCGUUGCUGCCAAUCUCAUCUAUGACUUCACGGCGGCGUGCACAAGCAUUGUGAUGCAAGCCGAGAACGGAACCAUCCUGCACGGUCGCAAUCUGGACUACAGUUUCGGCGGCGUGUUGCGCAACGUCACCUACAUCGGUGACUUCCAGCGAGGAGGAAAGACUGCGUACAAGCUAACUACGUAUGGCGGCUACUUUGGUGCACUCAGUGGCAUGCGUCCCGGUGGUUUUACCGUCACUGUUGAUGAGAGAGACCAAGGCGCAGUAUGGGAGAACAUUGCAAUGGCGUUGUUUGAUCGAAAGUCUGAUCCACUCGGCUUCUUUGUGCGUGAGACCCUGGACACGGACGGCAUUGAUUUCGUCCAAGCUGUGGAGACGCUGUCCACCACACCGCUCAUUGCACCAGUCUAUCUGAUUGUCGGAGGAGUCACACCAGGCCAGGGUGCUGUAAUAACACGUGAUCAGCUGGGUGCCAUCGAUACCUAUUACUUGGACGCCGACAAGGGACGGUGGUAUGUUCUGGAAACUAACUACGACCAUUGGAAGCCUCCACCGAAGACAGACGACAGACGUGACCCGGCAGAGAAGAUUCUGAACGCUGCUGGACGGAGCCAGGUCGGUUAUGCCUUGCUGCAGAAAGUCCUCAACACUCCGCCGAUUCUUAACAGUCACACAACGUACACCGUGCUGAUGUCGGCCGCACACCCCGACGAUUACAAAUCAUGGGUGCAGCGCAUCUAGGCGCCCACUGCUCAGCUUUUUUUUUCUCUGGUCACGCUAUCCUUUUUUUCUUUCAUUGAAAGUCGAGUCAACCCAUUCUCCAAUUGUGGUUGUCCUGUGCCGACUCUGAGCACCCCAGAGGGUGUGAAGACGCUUGUUUGAGCAGCUUCCACGUAUAUAUUUUAUAUCUUUAGCUCGGUGAUCUGUGAAGUGGUUUUUGACUUCCUGACCGUUCCGUGUCUUUACAGCACAUGUAUUAGCUUUUUAAACAAAUCUUUCCUUGGCCGAUGCAUGGGACAUGAUUAUAAAAAAAUUAACAGCCUGAGUUUGACAAAAUGCUGAUCAACUGAACACCAAUUCCUGCUUCAUUCUAUCUGAGAUUUCUUGCCCAAUUUCUACUCCUUGGAUCAUCAUGGAAGGAGACAUGACUUAUUAAUUUUUUUCUAUUUGUGAUGACUACUUCAGAAUGGUGUGUGCAUUCACCGCAAGAAGGAGUUACUCUAUCCUAUCAAAUAUGUUUCAUAAACCAUGGAUGUCCUGACUUGUCUUUUCGCCACUUCA
Messenger RNA from Sycon ciliatum, 1850 nucleotides. Its product is annotated as N-acylethanolamine-hydrolyzing acid amidase-like. NCBI's taxonomy places the organism in Eukaryota, Metazoa, Porifera, Calcarea, Leucosolenida, Sycettidae. The transcript is spliced from 11 exons. The record is from RefSeq and is a predicted model, not a curated record. The coding region runs from base 258 to 1310 and encodes 350 amino acids. Gene Ontology annotation, cellular component: lysosome. Gene Ontology annotation, biological process: fatty acid metabolic process. Gene Ontology annotation, molecular function: fatty acid amide hydrolase activity.